This is a messenger RNA of Ruditapes philippinarum (Manila clam), 2210 nucleotides long. RefSeq names its product nitric oxide-associated protein 1-like. The transcript is spliced from 10 exons. Bases 149 to 2137 code for a protein of 662 amino acids. Gene Ontology annotation, molecular function: GTP binding. The record is from RefSeq and is a predicted model, not a curated record. Lineage: Eukaryota; Metazoa; Mollusca; Bivalvia; Venerida; Veneridae.
UUAUGUAACACAUGCGGGACGUUUUUGACUUUGCCGAAUGUCGCUGAUGAAAUAUUAUUAUUAAAUUUCAAAGAUGUCUCUUUUUUUUCAUGUAAAAAAUCAUCAACAUUAAUUUGAGGCUAGAACUGAAGUUAACAAGUAAUGAAGUAUGCAUUGCUUAAAUUCCUUCAGAAGACUUCAAAUUUCUGUGGUGUCAAAAACACUUGCAGACAAACCUUGUAUUCGUACUCAUUUCAAUAGAAGGUCAAGGAAUAAAGGAAAAGAUGGAGACAGAGAGGCUCCUAUUGAGACACAAAGUAAAACCAAGCAGAGAGCUUUGCCUAUAGCUCUUCAGCACUUUACUUACGAAAAUAAAGAUGAAAAUUCAAAAAUAUUUGAAGACAAUUUAGAAACUAUUAGAUUUGAUAUAGAAAAUUUGAAGGCCUUAAAAUUAAAACAUCAAAUUAUGCAGAAAGAAUUGCGGGAGAAAAGCAAGGAACCCUAUCAUGCUGCUAAAAAAGUUUUGAUUGGUACGCCGGACGAGCAGCACAUGGCUUCUACGGUACCAUGUGGCGGUUGUGGUGCAUUUCUCCAUUGCAAUAAUCCAUCGUUACCAGGUUAUAUUCCUCAGCAACAGUUUAAAGGGAAGAAGACCGAGCAGUUAGCGACUUUGUUGUGUAAGAGAUGUACUAUUAUGUCUAGUUCAAAUGACAUCAUCAAAUUGGAUAUAGAUAAAACGACUUAUAAGCAGAUAAUAAAAAAGAUUAAAAAGGAGAGAGCUCUUAUUGUCAUGGUGAUUGAUGUAACAGACAUGGCUAAUAGUAUUAUACCAGAGUUCUUACAUGACAUCGGAACACGUAGACCAAUAAUUAUCGUAGGGAAUAAAAUAGACUUGAUACCAAAAGACUAUAAAGGCUAUUUGAAUGGAAUAUUAAGCCGUCUCAAUCAAGAAUGUCGCAGAGCCGAGCUGAAUCCAUGUGGAACAAAUAUUCGCCACACAUGUUUAGUGAGCGCUAAAACUGGAUAUGGUAUUGAGGAGCUUAUAAAUAAACUGAUCAGACAUGGACAUGUUUUUGGUGAUGUGUACUUAGUGGGAACUACAAAUUCUGGAAAAUCAACCUUGUUUAACACUUUCUUAGCAUCUGAUUAUUGUAAACACACAUGUCGAGAUAUUGUACAGAGAGCAACAGUGUCAAAAUGGCCUGGUACAACAUUGGAUCUGAUCAAGUUCCCUAUUUUUAGCCCUAGCAGUGAGAGGUUGCAUCUCCGAUAUAUGAGGUUAAAGGUUGAUCAAAAACGAUUACAUGACCUUCAGGCGAGAAAAAAAGUGAAAUUGAAGGAGCAUGGCCGUACUGAGCAUGGAAUACUUAUUGGUCAUGUUGGUAAGACGGAAUUCCGCAGUGAAGAGAUCAUAGAGGAAGAAAAUAAAAGAUAUUCAUCAACUGGUCAAAGCUUCUCAACUUACACAUUUAAUGCAGCUGAUGAGGAGUUGAAGGAAGAAACAGGUUUUGAAAAGGGAAAUGUAUUGAGUCUACGUAAGACUGUUCUUGAGGAAAAGUUUCCAGAGGCCAGAUGGACAUGUGAUACUCCUGGCCUUAUUAAUGAGAAUCAGCUUAUUAAUAAAUUAGAAGGUGAGGAAUUGAAGACGAUUCUAAAUAUGCAGAUGAUCCGUCCACGGGUUUUUGUCAUGAAACCUGGAGAUGUUAUGUUUGUGACAGGACUUGCAAGGCUUGACUACCUAGAAGGAAAGCCAAGAACAUUUGUUACAGUACACACCAAUCAUUUUUUGCCAGUCCAUGUUAUACAGAAUUGUGAUGCUGACCAGUUCUACACAGAGAAUGUUGGGACAGAAGUUCUCGGUUUACCUAUAGGUGAUUCUAAAAGGUUGGACAGGUUACCAAGUUUGAGUGCUAGAGAAUUUCAUAUAGAAAUGGAAGAGCCUAAGAUGGCCACAACAGAUCUUCAACUCUCUUCUCUUGGAUGGCUUUCAUUUUCUGCAUAUGACUGGAAUGUUUCUGCUGUAUUCAGGGCGUAUACGCCAGGUGGGCGUGGAAUGCAGUUAAGGACACCGGCUUUAUUACCAAAUAUUACAGCUUUCAAAGGACCUAGAAUCAUUGGAACAAAACAGUAUCAAAUAAAAAGGUUGAGAAUUGGAUGAUUUAGACAAAAUUUCAUCUGUUACAGGAAUGCUCAGGUGGAAAAAUGGAUGCCUGAAUAAAUCCAUGAUUAAA